GCUCGCCAUGGCCACAGCAACGGACCAGGUGGUUGGAUUCGGCUUGGUCGCCUUCAGCCUCGUCCUCUUUGUUUACUACACGCUCUGGAUCAUCGCCCUGCCCUUCAUCGACAGCGACCAUGUGAUCCACAAGUACUUCUUGCCGAGGGAGUACGCCGUUAUCAUCCCCGUGGUGGCCGGGCUGCUGCUGCUGCUAUUUAUAGGUGUUUUUAUAACGGUGGUGAUGUGGAGGAGCAGGAAACCUGCCAAGAAAUCAGAGGAAGCUACUUCCACUGCUCUAUUUUGA
Calidris pugnax (ruff) is the source of this 286-nucleotide messenger RNA. RefSeq names its product dolichol phosphate-mannose biosynthesis regulatory protein-like. Gene Ontology annotation, biological process: GPI anchor biosynthetic process. Gene Ontology annotation, cellular component: endoplasmic reticulum membrane; dolichol-phosphate-mannose synthase complex. Lineage: Eukaryota; Metazoa; Chordata; Aves; Charadriiformes; Scolopacidae. Gene Ontology annotation, molecular function: enzyme regulator activity. The transcript is spliced from 4 exons. Bases 8 to 286 code for a protein of 92 amino acids. The record is from RefSeq and is a predicted model, not a curated record.